Messenger RNA from Gadus macrocephalus (Pacific cod), 1738 nucleotides. It is a transcript of the gene ntd5, whose product is annotated as ntl-dependent gene 5. Gene Ontology annotation, cellular component: extracellular region. Lineage: Eukaryota; Metazoa; Chordata; Actinopteri; Gadiformes; Gadidae. The transcript is spliced from 8 exons. Bases 17 to 1204 code for a protein of 395 amino acids. Gene Ontology annotation, molecular function: peptidase inhibitor activity. The record is from RefSeq and is a predicted model, not a curated record.
UUCCUCUCCCCUCAAAAUGCAGCGUGCUGAGUCGGCCUCCCACACACGGUCUGAGGGCCAGACUUGGAGGAUGGACUUUGGGCUGCUGUUCCUGUCUCUGUCCCUGUGGCUCCUGGCCGCCGCUGGGCCCCAUCACGCCUUGGGGUCCACAGAUUCCUGCCCAGAGAGGCUGCUGGGAGAGGAGCGCAGUAGGACCUGUCCCCGGCCUUGUAAAAUAGACAAAGACUGUGGCAACAAGCGGCAGUGUCUGUGUGACGGACAAUGUGGCCUCAGCUGUGUAGCUCCAGGUCGUACAUGUCCAUGGCCCCUGGCCCCGGGGGGCCACUCGGCCUCUCGUCUGCUGUCUCCCACCCACUCCUUCUCUGCCCUGCUGGAGGUGCGCUGCAACCCCGGCUUCACGCUGCCCAGCGGCCUGGAUGCAACCAUCCGCCGUUGCCAAGGCGACCGACAGUGGAGCGGAGAUGAGCCUAUCUGCACAGAAGCCCCGCCCCCCUCCACUCUGCCCCCCAUCCUCCAGGCCCCCAACACGGGGCCCCUCACCAUGCAGCCCCCCGCCAGCCCGACCCCCAUCUGCGCCCUGCCCGACGAGGUGCUCAGCAAACUCAGCGUCCAGGGCACUGCGGCGGUGGGAACCAGCAUCCUGUACAGCUGUCUGUCUGGGGCAUCUAUAGUGGGAAGCAGUGAAAAUUUCUGUCAAGGAAAUCAAACAUGGCAGUUCCCUCACCCCGUAUGUCAAAUGGUCUUCUGCGUGCCCCCCCCGCCGGUGGAGCAGGGCUACGUGGUGGCCGUGCUGAAGACUGAGUACGAGGUGGGCUACGACAUCCACUACCUGUGUAAGAAGCACUUCCUGUUGGACGGGCCGCAGAAGGUCACCUGUCUGUCCAAUGGCAAAUGGAGCGCCCCUCCCCCACACUGCCGAGCUCGCUGUCUCCUCCCGGCCCAGCGGAGCCGUGUGCUGAUUGGUGGAGAGAAGCGCUGGCCCUUCGACCUGACGGACGGCAUGGUUCCCCAUGGGGAGAACGUCACCUUCUUCUGCAAACAUCCCCGCAAACAGUGCAGCCUCACCGUCAGCCAGGGCUGCUUUGACGGAAAACUAGAGCCCCCAGAAUGCUACCUGGAGCCCACCUGGCUGCAGUACAAGCUGUUCCCUCACCGGCUGGUCUCAGAGAUCGACGCCUGUUUGCCUGGAGACCAGGAGGGAUGAGGGGCCCCGAGAUCUACUGCCUCUACCACGGGGCCCUCAGCAGCGUGUCACACACACAUACACACACACACCUACACACACACACCAACACACACACACACACGCGCACGCACACGCACACACACACACCUGAUAAUUGUGCAUGUGUCAGACCAUUGAGUAUUUCUCAAGGCAUAUUUUUUACACAGUUUUGUUUCAAACACUGCAUAUGGUUUUAUUAUCAUCCCUACCACCUUGCACUGUAUAAGAUAAUCAGACAAUACAUGAUUAACAAUCAUAAUAUUUUCUGAAAAUGACAUAUUGCAUUCCUCAUGAUGAUUUAAAAGUACAUAUUAUACCUGCUAUGAACUUUUUCUCCAUAUACCUUGUAAGUUUUUCAUUAUAUUCAACUACAAGAGACUGCUUCUGUCUGCUUCUCUUCAAAGUAUUUGUGCCAUCUUUUGUCGGCGUGGUUACAUGUUUUGGACGCAUCAAGCCUUGUUGUUGCUUGUAAGUUUUGUUAAUUCAAUAUUUUAAAUAAAACAAUUUAAAGUC